CUGACCGGAAGGGGCGUGGCUACGGCGGCGACCGGGCCCAGGUGAGCGGGGCCGCCCCGGGCUCGCUGCGGCUCCGGCGGCGGCUCCGGCUCCGGGGGAGCCCCGCGGGGGUCCCGGCCGGGUACCGGUUGAGUCCCGGUUCUCUGUGGGUCAGCGUUGAGUCCCCUCUGCGACCCGCCCGCUGCGGCCUUGCCCGCCGGAGCCUCUCCCGGGCACUGCGGGCCCUCAGGCCGCGGGGGCCGGGCCCGGUUGGUGACCGCCGUGUUUCGCCCCCGCCAGACGCAGCCCUCGGCGCCAUGUGGUCCGUGCUCUGGGCAGCCGUGCGCUCCAAGGCCCCGUACGUCACCUUCCCGGUGGCCUUCGUGGUGGGGCUGGUGGGUCACCAGCUGGAGCGGCUGCUCCGCGGGGACCCUCCGCCCGCCGCCGAGGAGAAGAGCAUCUCGGAGCAGCGGGAGGAGCGCAAGCUGGAGGAGAUCGCGGGCAAGGACCUGACCAAGGUGGUGAGCCUGAAGGACAAGCUGGAGUUUGCCCCUCGGGCCGUGCUCAACAGGAACCGCCCAGAAAAGAGUUAAUGGCGGGUUUGGGGCAGAUGGUGCCCUGGAGGGACUGUCCCCGGGGACUCCCCUGUCACCUGCACAGCUUCCCCCAGCCGCCCUCCUGCACCGGCCUGGACCUUGGUGAUGCACCGUGCCCACUGCUGCUCCUCACGCUCCCAGGGCCCUCUGGAGGGUUGGGGUUUAACCGCCCCACGGAUGCGUCCAGGACGCAGCAGCCAGAGCUCCUAUGUGGCACAGGGCGCUGGAGAAGGAGCAGAUCCAAAAUCCAUCAGCCUGUCAUGGCCCCUGAACCAUGCAGCCCUCUCAACCUGUUUCCACCCAUGUCUCUCAAGGUUUGGUUUCCUUCAUGGCGUGAAGACAGAAGACACUUGGACCUGAGUGACGUGGGGUGGGGGUCAGGCUAACCGCCGGGGGCAGGAGGACCUUUUGUCCUUACAGCUUUCCCGUGGCUCUUUGCGAACCCCGAUCACACACCACGCUACCACAUCACACCCUGUGCAGUGCUGCACAUCUCCAGGGAACUCCUGUCUGCGUCGUCCCCAGGCUUCACAGCGAGGAAGGAGGACAGUGGGAGGUGGAAGUCCUGGCCCUGCUUCGUGGUGUUCUGAGCGUGGCGGUGGCUUUGGACUGGUGUGUAGAGAAUGGGGAGAUCUCUGCCCUGUACAGGAACAGCCACAAUAAACUUCUGUCAGUCCUUGGGGCUCUCUGUCUUCUGCAUCAA
This is a messenger RNA of Columba livia (rock pigeon), 1278 nucleotides long. RefSeq names its product small integral membrane protein 12 (gene SMIM12). The transcript has a single exon. Bases 297 to 572 code for a protein of 91 amino acids. The record is from RefSeq and is a predicted model, not a curated record. NCBI's taxonomy places the organism in Eukaryota, Metazoa, Chordata, Aves, Columbiformes, Columbidae.